Molecule: messenger RNA, 1116 nt
Organism: Fusarium musae
Lineage: Eukaryota; Fungi; Ascomycota; Sordariomycetes; Hypocreales; Nectriaceae
Exons: 3
Coding region: 1-1116 (371 amino acids)
Biological process (GO): protein quality control for misfolded or incompletely synthesized proteins; mitochondrial protein processing
Cellular component (GO): mitochondrial inner membrane
Molecular function (GO): metalloendopeptidase activity
Source: RefSeq, a predicted model, not a curated record
AUGACUGCCCCUCGUUUACUUCAAAAGUCAUCACUGAGCAUAAGCCGCCCGACCAUUUUCCUUAUUCAUCGCACUGCCAUAUCCCCUAUCUCUCGUCGUAGGACCUUCUCGCAAUGCCAAUAUCGCGCCCAGCAACAUUCCGAACGAGAACUACAAGAGCGCCUACAAGCUGCGCGACCCCUCGUCCCACAUCGUGCUGCGCGCAAGUUCACACAAGCGGGCAGUAGUCGCAAUUCGCGUCUCACCGUGAUAGCAACCGUUCUCGCCGCCAUUGGCUUCUACUUCUACAACUCUCAGACUGUGCCGGUCACGGGCCGUCGAAGAUUCAAUUUCCUCUCUGAUUCUAUGGUCGCACGUGCGCAUUCGAAAGCAGCUGCACAGGUCAUUGAGCAGGUCAGAGCGCAGGGUGGUCAUUUUCUAUCAGAAUGGGAUCCAAGGACUAUCUUGGUCAGGAGGGUAAUGAAGAAGUUGAUCCCCGUGAGCGGCAUGGCGGACCUCAAUUGGGAGAUAUUUGUGAUAGCUGAUAAUGGAACAGCAAACGCCUUUGUCCUCCCUGGAGGUAAAGUGUUUGUGCAUAGUGGUAUUAUCAACGUCUGCCGCAGUGAGGAUGCCCUCGCAGCAGUACUAGGGCACGAGAUCGCGCAUAAUACAGCCUCUCACGCAGCAGAGCGCCUCUCUGCUGCAUGGGUAGGAAAUCUUACGGCCGGAAGCUUGUUCUUCCUCGCUGGAGCUCUGCCUGGCCUUGCGCUCUUUGGACUUUGGAAUGUCGUGGGAGGAUAUUACCUACAAGAUCUACUCUUCUACCUUCCCAUGGGUCGCAAGCAGGAAAGCGAGGCAGACUACAUCGGCCUAAUGAUGAUGGCCGAAGCCUGUUAUGACCCCCGUGCAGCUUUGGGCUUCUGGCAGCGAAUGCACGCGCUUCAGCAUGCCAGCGGAGAAGAAGCCCCAGAAAUGCUGAGCACUCAUCCAUCCAACGAGAAUCGGAUUGUCAAGAUUAGUGAAUGGCUGCCAAAGGCUCUUGAGAAGCGAGCGGAGAGUGAUUGCCGUGGAACAGCAGCGUUUGCGGACCGAUUCCGUGACGCGAUCCGAAGGAGAUCUACUACAGUUGUCGUAUAA